This is a messenger RNA of Sander lucioperca (pikeperch), 829 nucleotides long. RefSeq names its product ladderlectin-like. NCBI's taxonomy places the organism in Eukaryota, Metazoa, Chordata, Actinopteri, Perciformes, Percidae. Bases 64 to 729 code for a protein of 221 amino acids. The record is from RefSeq and is a predicted model, not a curated record. The transcript is spliced from 7 exons.
CAGACUUUACCGUGUCUCUUUUUGUCCCUAUGUCCUCUUCUCCUCCACCAGACGAACUGUGCCAUGCAAGAGUCCACGUUGGUCUCCGUCCACAGCGCUAAGGAGUACGCUUUCCUCCAACAACUCACUAUUAAUAAUGGAGAUCAAAGCGCUUGGCUGGGUGGUUUCUACCUACAGGAUCAGUGGUUAUGGAUCGAUGGAUCCUGGUUCUACAACAACAGCUGGAGCAGCGAAUUCCAGGACAGCAGCAACCCCUGUCUAAUGGUCAACUCUUAUGAGGCAUGGAGCAAUUCCCCAUGCAACGCUGGCAGCUAUUCCUCCAUCUGUGUGAGGAACUCCGUUUCACAAUCCAUGGUGUGUCCUGAAGGCUGGAUAGGGUUCCAGGGCCGUUGUUACUACCACAACUCCAAUUCUCUGACCUGGCAUGAUGCUGAUGCUUACUGUGCUGGUCUCGAGGCCAGCCUGGUCUCCGUCCACAGCCCUGAGGAGUAUUUCUUCCUCUAUCAGCAGACCACUGCUAAUGGAUUCUCUGCAGCCUGGCUGGGUGGAUUCUACCUGGCGGACCAGUGGAUGUGGCUCGAUGCUUCCUGGUUUUAUCUGGGAUUUUUUACUGCGCUGUCUCCAGACAGUACCUACCCAUGCCUUGUCACAUACAACACUGAUGGUUGGAGCAAUUACGACUGUGAUCAAAGCCUUCCUUCGUUUUGUGUGAGGAAUGUGGUUGUGUGAAGGAUGCAAAAUAACACAGGACAGUCUAUUUCAGCCAAGUACACAUUUAACCCAAAUGUGUGUGAAAAGUAUCUGUCUUAGGAACGUUUCCAAAUUAAAG